AGUGGAAUUGCUUAAAAACAUUAUUGGCAAAACAGUAAAUUCCCUCUACAACCAAAGAAGAAUCGUGUUCCUCGCGACCCACCUCCUUUUUUUUGCUCCCUUAAAAAAAAGAUAAACAAAAAAUCCACCUCACCCCAUAACUUCUCUCCUCCCUCUUUUUUUCCUUCAACAACACCGAUCCCGAUUUCCUCUGAAUCUUCCAAUUUCUUCGCACCCGCAAACUCUCCGAUCUUCAGGGGAGAAUAUGGCGACUAGGGGUCAAGGUGGUAUCCAACAAUUGCUUGCUGCGGAGCAAGAAGCUCAACACAUUGUCAAUGCUGCCAGAAAUGCAAAAUUGGCUAGACUGAAACAAGCCAAAGAAGAGGCUGAUAAGGAAAUUGCUGCAUAUCGUGCCCAAGUCGAGUCUGAUUUCCAAAGAAAACUUGCUGAGAGUAGUGGAGAUUCGGGAGCUAAUGUUAAGCGGCUUGAAAUCGAGACAGAUGAAAAGAUUUAUCACCUGAAAGAAGAGUCUGCUAGAAUUUCACAAGAUGUUGUGAACAUGCUCCUGAAGCAUGUGACGACCGUGAAAAAUUGAGCGUUCUUGAUCAUAAAGGUUUGCCGUAAGAACCUCUAUAUUAUGUUAUUCUUUUUGUGGUGCCUGGAAACGGCUUAAACUGCAUGUGUAUUAUGGAGAUGAAUCCUUUCCUUUGUAUGGAUAAGUCAGUAUUUUGCAGAUUGCACUCUUUUGAAUAAUAUAUGAUUCCAUUCAGUGUUCA
Messenger RNA from Cucumis melo (muskmelon), 755 nucleotides. RefSeq names its product V-type proton ATPase subunit G1-like. Gene Ontology annotation, biological process: proton transmembrane transport. The record is from RefSeq and is a predicted model, not a curated record. Gene Ontology annotation, molecular function: proton-transporting ATPase activity, rotational mechanism. Gene Ontology annotation, cellular component: vacuolar proton-transporting V-type ATPase complex. Bases 245 to 574 code for a protein of 109 amino acids. The transcript is spliced from 4 exons. Lineage: Eukaryota; Viridiplantae; Streptophyta; Magnoliopsida; Cucurbitales; Cucurbitaceae.